CACCUGGCAACCCAGAUCAUCCUAUUCUGGCAACACACACUACGGCUGUUCAGCAGCUAGCUACUUCUCCGUGACCGUCUGCACGGUGACCCGACACAUCCGCUUAUAUUCAACGCCUUCGAGCAUUAUGUCGGCUAGUGACAAUGACUCGGACGAUUUGACCAGAACAGACUCCCCAGUUCAUCACAGAAAAAAACACAGCAUGGAGGCUUCUCGAUCUCCAAGAAGCUCUAAACACCACCAUUCACGGUCGAGGUCACGCUCCCGGGACAGAAAACGUGACAGAAAAAACAGACGGAGUCGCAGCAGGAGCAAGGAGGCACGAAAGAGGGACUCUGAGAAGCCAGCCAAAUCACACAGAAAAACAGACGAGCAGGAAGAGCCAGAGAGACUCUCCGCUGAGAAAGGCGAGGAGCGGUCCAGGCGCAAAGACAGAAAGCCCUCCAAAGGCCGAAGCGUGUCCAGGUCACACUCCAGAGAGAGGCGGCAUCACAGCAAAAGUAAAGACAAGCGGCGAUCGAGAUCACGCAGCCGGGACAAGAAGAAGAAGGCCCGGUCUCGCUCAGGUUCAAGGACCAAACAUCGUCAUCACAGCAGAAGUCGCAGUAAGAGCAGAGAGCGAAAGAAGAGGAGCGAGAAAGUGCGCAAAAAGAGUCGCAGUACACCCGUUAAUCCGCCUGCGUUCCGGGGCCGAAACACAGCAAUGGAUGCACAAGAGGCUCUGGCCAGGAGACUGGAGCGAGCCAAGAAACUGCAGGAGCAGAAGGAGAAAGAAAUGUUUGAGAAGCAACAGCAGCAGCAGGAGAUAGCUGCAGUGACUGCACCCAUUGCAGUAGCUGCUGCUGCUGCAGCCGCAGCUGCCUCGAACCCGGGCCUCAACGUUGCAGCCCUGCUGGCUUCUGGGACGCAGGUGACGCCUCAGAUUGCCAUGGCAGCGCAGAUGGCUGCCCUUCAAGCGAAAACACUGGCAGAGACUGGCAUCGCUGUGCCCAGCUACUACAACCCAUCGUCCGUAAAUCCCAUGAAGUUUGCAGAGCAGGAGAAAAAGAGGAAGAUGCUAUGGCAAGGAAAGAAAGAAGGGGUCAGAGACAAGUCCCAGACAGCUGAGCUAUGGGAGAAGCUGAACUUUGGGAACAAGGACCAAAAUAAUAAAUUUCGCAAACUAAUGGGUAUUAAAGAUGAUGAAGCCGAAGCUCCCAAACCACUAAAUGACGAGGGCAUGCAGACUCUUCAGAAGCAGGAAGAGAUGUUUAGGAACCUCGACGUUCAGUACGAGAUGGCUCGCUCGCAGACGCACACCCAGAGGGGAAUGGGCCUCGGCUUCACCUCCUCCUUCUCCCGCGGGAUGGAUUCUAUUUAGAGCUAGACGUCCGGUGUCCGCUGUGUGUGCCACACUCGUCUGAUCAUAUAGGACCAUAAACUCAUCGCUAGCCUUCAAGCUUGCAUGGAUGUUGCUCUGAAAUCUGCAAUUAAUUUAAUGACAAGUAUCUUACACAUUUGAACAUUUUCGUGUAAAUAGCCGGAUGCUGAGUUGGUCUCAGUGAUUGUGAAUCUGUACAUCUACCAAAAGAAAGCAUCAGGUGGACUGCUCGAUGCUGGUUACAGUUAGAUAUUUGUUUGACUAAUGUGGUAGCUUUUUUUAACCUCAAAUAUAUGUUAAUAUGUGAUUGUUUGAACAUACGACUGAAUAUAAUGUGGUUUAAGUGCACACUGUUUACAUCCUUUUUAAAGAAGGUGUCUGAAGUCGAUCUAGAAUGGUCUGAAUCCCAGAGGUUUGUGUUUCCUGCUGGAGACAGCGAGUUAUAAAAGACACUGUCUCCAGCAGACAAAGAUGUGCGGGAGAGGAGGAAUCACAUGUUUCAGAUGUUAAAAAUAAAUUAGUUUUGUGUCUAAUA
Messenger RNA from Labrus bergylta (ballan wrasse), 1895 nucleotides. RefSeq names its product arginine/serine-rich coiled-coil 2 (gene rsrc2). The record is from RefSeq and is a predicted model, not a curated record. Lineage: Eukaryota; Metazoa; Chordata; Actinopteri; Labriformes; Labridae.